AUGCGGGACUCGGUACGCGAUCGCGGGGCGGACCAGGGUCGUGACGGCGGCACGGGUUGUCCCCAGUUUUUUUUUGGCGUCGUGCAGCAGCGCACCGGUUCCUUUCUGGCACCUCCGAAGCUCCGGGUCACCAUGCGGGUGCACGCUCGCGUGAGGUCAUUCCACGAGUCAUCCCGCCGGUGUUCAUCACAGAUGAUUAUUGGUGGCAUCCGGUCGUUGCGAGGUCAAGGCUGGGGAUUGCCUGUUGGCGUCGAGAUCAUCGCCGAAGCUUGCGGAAGCACCAAGCAGAGCGAAGAGCCCAUGAGGGGCUGGAGGGGUGGCUGA
This is a messenger RNA of Colletotrichum costaricense, 324 nucleotides long. RefSeq lists its product as uncharacterized. NCBI's taxonomy places the organism in Eukaryota, Fungi, Ascomycota, Sordariomycetes, Glomerellales, Glomerellaceae. The transcript has a single exon. The record is from RefSeq and is a predicted model, not a curated record. The coding region runs from base 1 to 324 and encodes 107 amino acids.